This is a messenger RNA of Elaeis guineensis (African oil palm), 393 nucleotides long. The record is from RefSeq and is a predicted model, not a curated record. NCBI's taxonomy places the organism in Eukaryota, Viridiplantae, Streptophyta, Magnoliopsida, Arecales, Arecaceae.
AUGGGUUGCUUGAAGCCUCUAGUCCUUGCUGUUCUUAUUAUCUCUUCCUUUGCUUUCGUUGCAGAGAGCCGGGUCUCCAGGAUGGACCUUGACUUAGGCCUGGGACUUGGCCUUGGACUUGGUGUUGGCGUAGGAGGUGGUGGUUCCGGUUCCGGCUCCGGCUCCGGCUCCGGCUCCGGUUCCGGCUCUGGCUCGGGAUCUGGUUCUGGAGCUAGUUCUUCUGCAGGCUCGGGUGCCAGCUCUUCUGCAGGGUCCGGCUCGGGAUCUGGAGCCAGUUCGUCCGCAGGUUCGGGUGCCAGUUCUUAUGCAGGUUCGGGUGGGAACUCGGGGUCUGGUGGAGGCUAUGGCGAAGGUCAUGGAUAUGGGUCUGGUGGUGGUGGAAACGGCAACUAA